This is a messenger RNA of Neodiprion fabricii, 1709 nucleotides long. RefSeq lists its product as uncharacterized. NCBI's taxonomy places the organism in Eukaryota, Metazoa, Arthropoda, Insecta, Hymenoptera, Diprionidae. Bases 997 to 1503 code for a protein of 168 amino acids. The transcript has 3 exons. The record is from RefSeq and is a predicted model, not a curated record.
UGUACAACAUUUAGUUGCGUCACAUAAUCCUUCUGUCCUAUUUUCAUUUCCAUGCGAUAUUCUUAUUUCGCCAGGGUUCGUGGGAACCGGAAUUCCGAUAUAAUAAGUAUCCGCUUCGAAGUCGACUAAAUCGACUCGUGUGCAAAAACACCUCGACCUCCGCGAAUCCCUAACCCAUUCAACGUCUCAGUUUUGGCAAUGUUUUGAAUUAUGUUUUAAAUAUCCAAGAAAACCGCGGGCGAAUAUUUUUGCAAAGAACGUCAAUGGGUCGAGGAGCAAGGAAAAAAAAAUUUACCGUCAAAUUAUCAUGUAAGGAAUCGUCGCGGGACGAAGUCGUGAGUUGACAAUAAAAUUCUAGGAUUAUUUCCAAACUUUAUUAUUAUUAUUAUUAUUAUUAUUACUGCAGACAAACUUUGUUUUCGUCAAGUACUCGUACAUAUAUUAUAAGAAUAGUGAAUCAGACCCGCGAGAACGUUGUUAAUUAUUAGUAAAAGAUUCAGCAUGAGAAUAAUUAUUCAUAAUUUUCUCCCACCUUCGAUAUUUGUGUUGGCUAAAAAGGGAGAAAGGCAGAGAAGUAGAGAGAGAGAGAGAGAGAGAUAGAGAAAGAGAGUAAAAUAAACAGCAAAUUUCCGGCCCCAUUCGUUGCCGUUUAAAAAGGCAAGAAAGAUUCUAACCAGUUAUACUCUCAGUAACGGAUCCUGUCCGGCUACGAGGCUGUGAUCUACAUAUGAUCAUGCAUACCUAUAAAGUCUAAAAGACGUGGGGAUUUUAUCCGAUGUAUCCUACCUACGUGGCCCCCAAACGUAAUUCUGAAUCGAAGAGGUACGGAUCACCGUCAACGUCUGCACUCCCUCUCGCUGUAUCUUUCUCUAUUUUUGUUUUCUCAUUUACUCUUAUUGAAAAGUUCUUAAAGCCAUUUUUGUGUGUACGCUCCAGUGUGUACGUGUGUUUGAUUUAUAUUUCCGAAUCGAAACAGUAAAAGGAUAAGAGAAAAAAAUGGCGAGUCACUGUCGCCCGAAGAUUUUUCAUGUUUUUGUUUUGUUUGCCGGUUUGUGUACUGUUCGAUGCAACAUUUCUCACCCUGUCCAACCGCUUGACGCAGCUCUACCCGCGUUACGUGAAAGUAACGCGGGUGGCAGUUUGUCCGGCGUUGAUGACGAGCCAAAUCCGACCGUAUCUCCGGUUUUCUCGGAUCAGGCGCUUCGUCAAACCUACUACGAGCCUUUUGGUACCUUUGGAUCAUCCAGCAGAAGACGAUGCCCGUUGUGCGACAGUUCGGUGUUUCCUUACUGCGGUGAAAAACUUUUUCACGACGCAUGCUGCUGCACCGAUCCCUACCAGUACCCACUUCCUUACAAGUGCCAAUUAGCCGAUUGCGCCUUUCUUCACGCUAAUACCUGCAGGGAACACAGGCUCAUUGCCAACUGUUGCUGCAGCGACGAGUACAGGUCCUUCGUGAGGGGAAGAGACGCUGCGGUGGCUGAGAAAGCGGUUGAUAAUUGAAAAACGAGAAUCACAAGGGCGGAAGUUUUGGAAACGGCGGAAAAUCAACAUUUUUUCUACGCAACGUUAUUUAUGACGCGUUUCUGAGUGAAAAAAAAAAAAAAAUCGAACCAAUAGCCGGUGAAGAAAAGAAAAUGUAUAAAAAAAAGGGGGAAAAAUAACAACCAACGGUUCGAGGAAGUCGGCCGGAUUCUUAUACCUCCUAA